GCUCCAAAUUUAGAAACAAAGAACCCUAGAAAAAUCCCCAAUCUCACUCUCUUCUCUCUAAUUUCACCUUCGAACCCGUCCAAGUCCGAAUAGUUUUCUAUAAAAUGGAGACUUCUCGAUCGAAAUCGAGUAAUUCGCAUCGAGGGGUUCGGAUCGUUGGAAAGAUACGUCCUUUUCUCGAUUCAGAGGUCAGUAAAGCUCCUGAUGGAGAGUCGAGCGUCUCCCAAAUCUCGAUGUCAAGAACUGAAGGAGAAUUCGCCUCUGUUUCUUUCGCUGAUCAAGCGAAUGGACGGAAGGAUAGCUACAAACUAGAUUGGUGCUACGGGCAAGAAGAGACCACCGGUGAUAUUUUCUUCCGAGAGAUUAAACCUCUCCUUGAGGGAAUUCUCAAAGGAAGUAAUGGUUGUGUGAUUGCUUAUGGUGCUCAAGGAAGUGGGAAGACACAAUUAAUUCAGGGUUCCGAAGAAAACCCAGGUUUGGCACUAAUGGCAAUCUCGGAGAUCCUACCAGCUGUUGAGGAACUCGGGGGCUCAAUGGGUAUUUCAUGCUAUGAAUUAUGUCAAGACCACAUUUAUGAUCUCUUGGAGCCUAAAGAACAAGAGGUUCUUGUAAUGGAAGAUGCAAGUCGAAGAAUCAAGCUCAAGGGCCUUUCUCAGGUGCCCAUCAAAUCAAUUUCAGAGUUCAAAAAAUCUUAUUUUUAUGGGUGUAAUGAGCGAAAACCUUUACAAAAGGUGACAAAUGAUGUUGCAAUCAGGUGCCACAGAGGCUUGAUCAUGCAUCUUUCUUAUGUUGAUAAAGAAUCCAACAAGCUUUGCAUGGGGAAGAUGAAUUUUGUUGAUUUGGCAGGUUAUGAGGACACUAAAAGGAAGAAUUUUGCUAAACCUACUCUUGCUGAGAUUGUGAAAGUUAACAAGUCACUAUAUGCCUUAUUAAAUGUUGUAUGUGCGCUGAACAGUAGCGAGACAUAUAUCCCUUACCGGGAGACUAAUUUGACCCGUUUACUCCAAGACUUUUUAUGCAAAACAAGUGCUGCUAUUUUGUUCACUUGUCUGAAACCAAUGCCAUGUCAAGAUACGAUGCAUGCAGUUUGUUUGGCUUCUAGAUCAUGUCAAGUGGUUAAUAGAUAUCGGUGUGAUACUACCAAAAGCAAUAAGAAAGAUCCAAGAAUUGUCCCAUUAUGUUCCCCCAUCAACGGGAGAACUGGAACACUGAAUGCUUCAGUUAAGAAGCCUGAAAGAUCCCAAUUAGGUUCAGUUGAGAGAAAAGGUUGUGGAACCUCAUCGGUGAUGAAGAAGAGGCCUCAAACAUUGAGCAAUGCGCAAAAGAAACAUGAAACCUUCUGGAGUGAGAAGAAAGUAAGCAGAGUAUUAUCUACAACAAAGGAGAGAAAGACUUCCGGGACAAAAACUUCAACCAUCAAUUCUGAAAAGGAAAUUUGUGUCUUGGGCAAUCAAAUGGAAAGCCAGUUUUCUAAGCUUGAAGUGAAUGAUCCCGUAGAAGAUGAUCACACUGUCUUGAAGUCUAAUGACGAUAGAUGUUCUAUCCCUAACGGGGACGUUGUUCCAACAAAUGAGAACUGUAAUCCUAGAGAAGGUGCUGUUCUUGAUCUUGCCACUGAUUUUAAGCUUUGUAAUGAUACAUAUGAUCAUAAAGAUCUCAUGAAAACUAAUGAUGAUGGGCCUCCUAUCCCUAAUGAGGUUGUCUCUACAGCAAACAAGAACAAGGAUCAUAAAGAGGACACAGUUUCUGGUAUCACAACAGAGUUGAAUCUUUAUAAUGAUGAGAACAAAGAUGACAAAGAACAGACCCCUUUUUCUGAUGUUGGUGGACCUUCACCAACAAUAACUGAGAAAUUAAGGGAGAUAUCAAAUAAAUUAAGACUUGCAAGCGUAGAACCUACAGGUGCAAAUACACCAACAAUAACCGAGAAAUUAAGAGAGAUAUCAAACUCACUAAAGCUUGCAAGUGAAAAACCUAUAGAUGCAAGUACGCCAAUUGAUCGUCCAUGCAAAGGACACAUGAAUAUGGAGUCCAUGGAACCAAAAACUCCCAGAGCUCCUGUUUAUUUGAGACUUGAAGGAGGUUGUAGAUAUGAGGAGCUGAAUACCCCUCAGGAUAUUCUGCAAGCACGCAGUACUGGACUGAAGAAAUCUCUGGUUCAAGAGUGUUUAUCUUUCCUAAACAGUGCUAGCAAAGAAGAGCUUAAAGAGCUGAAGGGUAUUGGUGAGAAGAGGGCUUCUUACAUUAUUGAGCUCCGUGAAGAAACUCCAGAGCCUUUCAAGGAAAUGGAUGAUUUGAAAGACCUAGGCCUUUCCUCAAAACAGUACCAUCUGCUUCCCCCCGUGGUUCAGAUUAGAGGAAUGAUGUCGAAGAUACUCGGGGACUUCUAAAAGUGUUGAUUCUCUUUCAAUCACAGAAAAGAUAAUUGGAGAGUUUUCGUGUUGUUUCUCAAGCUCGAGAGUAUGUGGAAGGCGUGGUGUGUCUACUGUUUGUUGAUUCGGUGUAAAUUCAUUCUCUAUUUUGUGACCAUCAGAAGUAUAUAACCAAUCAUUAUGUACAUGGCUUGCUGAAUAGUCAUAGCAGUUACAAUCCCC
Asparagus officinalis (garden asparagus) is the source of this 2594-nucleotide messenger RNA. Its product is annotated as kinesin-like protein KIN-10C. Gene Ontology annotation, molecular function: ATP binding; microtubule motor activity; ATP hydrolysis activity. The record is from RefSeq and is a predicted model, not a curated record. Gene Ontology annotation, biological process: microtubule-based movement. NCBI's taxonomy places the organism in Eukaryota, Viridiplantae, Streptophyta, Magnoliopsida, Asparagales, Asparagaceae. The transcript is spliced from 19 exons. Bases 105 to 2390 code for a protein of 761 amino acids. Gene Ontology annotation, cellular component: microtubule; kinesin complex.